Messenger RNA from Eublepharis macularius, 2914 nucleotides. It is a transcript of the gene DENND1C, whose product is annotated as DENN domain containing 1C. Gene Ontology annotation, molecular function: guanyl-nucleotide exchange factor activity; phosphatidylinositol phosphate binding. Gene Ontology annotation, cellular component: intracellular membrane-bounded organelle; cytosol. The coding region runs from base 57 to 2510 and encodes 817 amino acids. The transcript has 23 exons. Gene Ontology annotation, biological process: endocytosis; endocytic recycling. NCBI's taxonomy places the organism in Eukaryota, Metazoa, Chordata, Lepidosauria, Squamata, Eublepharidae. The record is from RefSeq and is a predicted model, not a curated record.
GAUGUCCAGUUCCGCGCUCCCAUAGGAUGAUGCUGUGACAGAAUGAACCCAGAACCAUGGGAUCACGAAUCAGGGAAAAUCCCCAGAAGAUAUUUGAUCUGUUCUUUGAAGCGGCCUGCCCAGCAUCUGCAGAUUAUGAUUCCCAAGUGCUUAGGCAGUUCCCUCUGGAGUUCGAUGACCAGGAGUCGAUUCAAAUACUGCCCAAAUUCUGCUUCCCUUUCGAUGUCGAGAGGGUUAAGGAGACCCCUGCAGUCCAACACUUUACUUUUGCUCUCACCGACCUGGAGGGGAAGCAACGCUUUGGUUUCUGCCGACUGGCCAAGGGCUUCCGCACCUGCCUAUGUGUCCUCAGUUACUUGCCCUGGUUUGAAGUUUUCUACAAGAUCCUCAAUUACAUUGCUGACAACUUAGCUAAAGAGCAGUUUACCGAGCUGGAUGAAUUCUUAUCCAUGCUGUAUCUCCACCCGGUGCCUAAAUUCAACAGCCCCAUCAGCCUUGAAUUUGACCCAAAGAUGACCAAAUUGAAAAUUACCACUGGAAAGGAUAUGAACACACAACACCAAGACCGGAGCCAGAAUCUGGACCCUGGGUCAGCAUUGUCUGCCUACUUCAUUGCCCCUGAUCACAGCAAACUGCCCACAAUUCCAGAAAACAGGAACCUCACCGAAUUUGUUGUGGCUGUGGACGUGAACAACAUGCUGCAGCUCUACGCAUGCCUGCUGCAUGAGCGCCGGAUCCUACUCACAAGUAGCAAGCUCAGCACACUCACGGCCUGUGUGCAGGCCUCCUCCACCAUGUUGUAUCCCAUGCACUGGCAACACAUCUACAUUCCUGCCUUGCCCUCGCACCUCCUUGACUACUGCUGUGCUCCUAUGCCCUACCUCAUUGGAGUCCAUACCAGCCUCAUGGAGAGAGUGAGGAGCAAAGCCCUGGAAGAUGUCGUCAUUCUGAACAUUGACAACAACACAUUGGAAUCACCCUUCCAGGACCUGGAAAACCUCCCGAGUGAUGUAAUCUCCUUACUGAAGUACCAGCUGAAGAAGCAGUCGGCAUCUACUGGGGAUGGCGUAGCCCGAGCCUUCCUCAGGGCACAGGCGCUGCUGUUCGGCAGCUACCGCGAGGCACUCGUUUAUGACCCGGGUCAGCCCAUCUCCUUCUGUCAAGAGAGCUUUCUGAAGCACGGAUCCAGCUCCACGCAGACCUUUCUGCAGCGGGCAGUGCAUUUGCAGCUCUUCAAGCAGUUCAUCGAUGACCGGUUGGAGAAACUCAAUGCUGGAGAGGACUUCAGUGACCUCUUUGAGCAGGAGAUAAGCAGAAGCUUGUCCCCAGGUAACAUGCAUUCCUAUCAGCUGUGGGUGAAGAACCUGAAGAAAGGCGGAGGAGCCCUGAUCAGUACAGUGAAAAACAAGGCCAACCCAGCGGUCAGGAAUGUGUACCAAUAUGCUAAAGGCCAGGCCAAAAUGGGGCUGAGGAAUAUGCGAAGUCACCUGCUGGAAAAGGACUCCAGUAUGGACCAGGAACAGCACAAGGGCAGUGCCCUGCACUAUGAUCAGAUCUCAAGCCCCAUCCAGCCUACCAGGAACAGCCAGUCUGAGAGCUUGCAAAGCCGGCUGCCCAUCACUCAGCACUUUGGGAAGUCUCGUCCUCGACGGCCACAAAGACAGAACAGUACAUCGGAACUGCAGGCCCAAAGCACAGCUCUUCCAAAGUCCCCUUUGGAGCAUGAUACCUUCACUCUUGGAGGUGAAGAUUUGCAGCCAGGAUUCCUGGAUCCAGGUGGGCUUGAUCUCUUAGGAGAAAUCUUUGAGACACUAAGCUUCUUGGAACCAAGCCAAGCGGGACGGCCUCUCUAUGGAACACGCAGCUUGGACUUCUCCAGCCUAGAGGAGGGGAACUUCUAUACUAAGCUGAGGCCCAGUGAGGAGACCCUCCAUGAAACUCUGUCUGAGGAGCAGGAUGAGAACUCUUCACUUGAGGACACCAUGCCCCUGACCUCCCUUGAGCAAGAGAAUAUGCAAGGUUCUUUGCUACCAUCUACCACAGCUGUGUCCGGAGGCAACGGUCUCUGGGGCCAUGAUCCCAACAAGACACAGGACAGCCUUGACCAGGAGAAGGCAGCAAUUCCCUUAGAGGAGGAAGAGGAGAGGGCAAGGGCUACUUCUGAUCCAGAGCUGUCCCAGGUUGCAAGGACCCACAGCGCCAAUACUGAGGCUUCCACUCUUCGUGAAAAUGAAACAGCAUUCUGCACAGCAGUGGAGGCUGGAGUGCAGUCUGGAAUGGGCCAUACCUUUGCUCCCUUUCCAGCCACCCCCCUCCCGGAGGCUGAUCCUCCAACGCCCAGAGGCUCCAGCACCCAAUCAGCUGCAACACCCUUCAAAGCAACGCCAGGUUUCCUAGAAGAGGAGGCUGCCUUAACUGUUGGGAAGAUCACUAGCCCCCACCACCCUUUGGUUUCCAGGACUUUGACCCAAGCCAGGGUGUCUGAACUGAAAAAGAGAUUUGAGGCUUAGAAGGGAACUGUUGAAAGAAAGCAGACUGCACAUAGGGAGAGAGAGAGAGAGAGAGAGAGAGAGAGAGAGAGAGCACCCUCCUAGACAGAGCUUCAGCAAGAAAUCCCUAUGGCUUAGAGAUGGGCAUGAACAAGUGGGGGGGGAACAACCAUGUGGUUCGUGGUUCAUCGCAUUUCAUGGACCAUGAACUUCCACGAACCCGCCCCUGUUCACGAACCAGUUCUUUUGUUUCAUGAAAACGUCACAUCCAGGUCAGUAAAUCGUCACUUCCGGGUCAGCAGAAGAUCUGCAGGAAGUCCAUCACCUUUUGCCUAGGAAACUGGUCGAUCGGUGCCAGGCUGUCUACAGUUACAAACCAAAAAAGAACCAACCUAAAGUUCAUGGUGGUUCGUCAGAAAUGGACU